AUUAAAGUUUCAAUUUCCCGAGAUAACCUGCGGCCAGCCAUCCGCCAGAAAUGACCUUGAAUGUCCUUACUGCCCCUCUACAAAUAUUGCUCAAACCGUCGUAAGUUAGAGUUGAGAUGCCACAUAUCCAAACAGGUGUACUGUACUCCUUAUUAAUCGCCUCUUACUUCUACGUUACCGUCAGGUUCGUAGCCCGGGCUGUCGAGUACUACCGAAUUAUGACGAUCAUACCAUCUUCAGAGGGCUAUGAUGACGACGAUGGCGGCAGUUGUUCUCGCUGUUCCUACUGCCGCGGCUACAAGGACGAAACAACACCUGAACAGAAGUACAGAACCUCGUUCGGGCUAAGAUCUGGCACUGUGGUACGAGGAUGGCCAAGUCAUGGCGGAAUUUUUUUUCUGAACGACUGCCUCGGCGUGGACCUCGAGUUCCUUCGCCUCGACCGUUUCGAACCUACGUUGAGAUCAGAGGACCAGGCGGAAGAAGAUGCGCACUGCCAGAGGAUGCGCAUGCUUGGUGCAGUGUGUUUUGAAAGCGAAUACCCCCACGAACUGGAAGAUUAUUCAAACUUUGGCGACUACCCGAUAACGUCUCGAAGAAGCGAUCAUGUCAUUGCCGGGUAUCCAGCAACGGGGGGCGUCUGGGUUCUCCGGACCUUCGAGGAGGACGGUCUGAAGAUGGGACUUGGUCGAAUCAAGAACGCCAGCGAUAUGGAAGAGAGGUGCAGGGUCAUUCAGAGACUUGGAGGGGUAUUUUAUGAAGACCCUUUCGAACCACCCGAACUGGAUCUUCGACAUGAGUUUCCGGACCCGAAGAGAAAAGGGACUGUGAUACACCACAUGAUACCCCAGACGGUUCUAGAGGAGUUGAAGUUGGAAAUACGCCAAAAAUCACAAGAAGUCAAAGCAGACUACGAUUAAUGAGUUGCAUUUAUUUGUUUGGAAUUUCUCCUCUGCACGAGGUAUUCGGGCCAUUAACACGUGGAUUGGGAGGCAGAAAAGCCAAGACUCGGCCCAGCCAGAGCACAGGCGAUCUUGCCAAGCAACCAGUUCAACUGGGCCUCUUUGGCCGUAAAGGGCCGACGGUCGAUCUAUGGAUACAUAAGCUUACAAUUGAGUUGAUUUCAGUUGUAGCGGAGAAGAUGGCAACUAGAAAAACUGCUCAUAAAGACAUGC
Molecule: messenger RNA, 1175 nt
Organism: Colletotrichum phormii
Lineage: Eukaryota; Fungi; Ascomycota; Sordariomycetes; Glomerellales; Glomerellaceae
Exons: 1
Coding region: 117-920 (267 amino acids)
Source: RefSeq, a predicted model, not a curated record